GAGUCGGAUUUUUACGUCAAAACCAGUGCUAUGGCGGCUAGUUGUGUAUGGACCCAUGCACUUUCUCUCAUCCAGAGUCGUAAACUUUGUCAAAAGCCUGUAUCUGACGAUAGAUUUGGCCCGUCUUAUAGUUUAUCGUAAAACCGUGUCGGCAGAUAAAUUGUUUGAAGAAACGAGAAGAUAUAACCAUGACGCAACAAAGGUGAAUAUAAAAAAAUACAAAGGUGAGCAGAGGAAAUAG
Molecule: messenger RNA, 241 nt
Organism: Paraglomus occultum
Lineage: Eukaryota; Fungi; Glomeromycota; Glomeromycetes; Paraglomerales; Paraglomeraceae
Source: the annotation of a GenBank genome assembly